This is a messenger RNA of Mycena indigotica, 1206 nucleotides long. Its product is annotated as Dienelactone hydrolase endo-1,3,1,4-beta-D-glucanase. The transcript is spliced from 6 exons. Lineage: Eukaryota; Fungi; Basidiomycota; Agaricomycetes; Agaricales; Mycenaceae. Gene Ontology annotation, molecular function: hydrolase activity. The coding region runs from base 1 to 1206 and encodes 401 amino acids. The record is from RefSeq and is a predicted model, not a curated record.
AUGCCUCUUCUCCAAUCCUACCUUUCGCUCGUGCGGAUCCACCCGAUUUCCACCAUAUCCAACAGCGUCUUUGGCGCCCUUUGUAUGCUGUCUGCCAUCCCAUUUCUCGGCAUCCCGUUUCCCAGUAGAGCAGCGGCAGAGUACUAUGCGACCAAGAACCACUGGAUUGCAGAGAACUACGGCGUCACGCCCCGACAGGCGGGGUAUUUUGGCGCGGUGGUCAGGACGGGGGUCGGGCUUGGGGUGAUUUAUCCAACGACAAGACCGCUGGCGCUGGCGCUGAAUGCUGCGAUCGUUGUGAGGGGGACGGCGCUGGCGUGGCGCGACGGGAGGCCGAUGCUGCCCCAGUAUGGAAUGUUAGCCACCAUGGCUUGGUACAGCGGAAGCAAAUUUAUCAUCUCAACCACCAUGUCCGUCUGUGCCGACUGCUUCAAAGGUGUGGAGAAGACCAUCGGAGGCGUAAAAUGCUACGUCGCCACCCCCAGUGUCCACUAUCCCCAAGACAAGGCAAUUCUCUUCCUUUCUGACGCGUUUGGCCUUGCCCUCUCCAACAACAAGGAGAUCUAUAGCUCCUCGCAGACGACUUUGCUCGGAAUGGCUUCCAUGUACGUCUUCCUUGACCUCCCCUUUCGUCUGACGAGCCUAUUCAACAAGACCAUCGUCCCUGACCUCUUCGAUGGAAACCCUGCCCCUACUGACGCGUUCGAUCCCAAGCCUGAAGGUGUCGCGCCGUUCGACUUUAUGAGCUGGCUUGGGCAGCAUGGACGCGAAGUAACACGUCCGAUCAUCGACAAAGUUGUCAAGGCGCUCAAGGAGGAGGGCAUCACCAAGUUCGCUGCGCCUGGAUAUUGCUUUGGCGCCCGCUAUGUCGUCGACCUCGCUUUCGAGAACAUAGUACACGUCGCUGCGAUUUCCCACCCGUCCCUGCUCGCCAUUCCCGAUGAUCUACAUAAAUAUAAAACUGACUCUCAGGCCCCGUUGUUGAUCAACAACUGCACCACGGACCACGUCUUCCCCGUCUCAGCCGGUGAACAGGCUGACGCGAUACUGGGACACGGAAACUUCACACCCGGCUACAAGCGUGUUUUCUUCGAAGGGUGCACUCAUGGUUUUGCGGUCCGGGGCGACCUGAGUGAUCCCAAGGUCAAAGCCGGCAAGGAGGGUGCAUUCAAGAGCUGCGUCGAGUGGUUCAACGCCCAUUUGUGA